UGAUUUAUAAUAGUUUCACUGGUCUAAAGUAAUCUAGUGGCAGCAUAAAUGUAGUAGUGUUGCAGCAUGGCUCCACCUGCACUUAUUAAACAUUCAUUAACAGUAUUUGCAACACCUGACACAUGUUGUCAAACUGAGUCCUCAUGUCCAUGCUGCUCACUAAUAUUGGGAUGACUAAAGUCAUCAUUCACAUCUUUUGGAUGCUUUUCCCACCGUGAAUCUUUCAAAUUGAGGCAAUUCUCAAGAAGCAAACAAGGACGGGAAGGAAGUGGAGUGUGCACCUUUGCGCAGAGGCAGCCUCGGCGCUGAGAGGCUCCUCUCUGGGUGCACAAAGACGAGCGGCUCGCGGUGCAACGAACACCAAGCGGAUCCCAACUCCCACCAGCUUUCCACCGCCCGAACACGCCGCCGACUGGCCCGCGUACAGCAUUCGACAAGUGUUGUCGGGAGCGUGCUGGCAGCGAACGUGGCGUGCAGCAGACCCCUUAAAGCACCAUGGUGAAGGCCCAGAAGUCCUCUGGGAGGAAGAGCGCUCACACCGUACGACAAGAGCCGGAGGAGGAGGAAAGGCCGCUCCAUUUAAGCAACCAGCGCUCCCCGCAGUCUAACAGCUCCUCUGAUCACCUCGGCGCUCCCGCUCCGUCUGAGGCGCCGGCUAAAAACCCGACAGAAACCCAAACGGACGUCCAGGCAUCCAAGGGUGACUCCGCCGCUCAGUCCAAGCCCCUGUGGAGGCCCAUCCCCCCGCUGCUGCCAGAACCCGACACAGGCGAUGCCCCGGAGACCCGGGAACAGAGCUGCCAGACUGAGGAUCUGCUGCACCACAGCACUGCUGCCACUCAUAACACAGGUCACUGUGUGGAGCCCGGAGAUGCUCCUCUGCUCCAGCAGCCACUGCACACGUCCAAGUCCGGAAUCCACCAGAUCAUUGAAUGCUUCCGCUCAGGCACCAGCCAGCUGAGGCACAUGCUGCUGCGGGAGGUGGACACCAUCUUCGAGUGUAAAGUGUGUCGCAGUCUCUUCAGAGGCCUGCCUAACCUCAUCACGCACAAAGAGUACUACUGCCUGACACGGCUGCCGGACUACGACGGAGAUGACCGGCAGAGUGUGGCCCUCAAGGAUUUGACGGAUAUCAUAUAUCACAGAGGCGACCGACCGGAUUAUGUGGUCCGGCUGGAGCCCAUCCAGACCACCAGCAAGGCCGUGUACCAGUACUUGACCACAGAGGAGGAUUUGGCGCGCUAUCCAUCAAGAGCCCCCAGCGCCAGGGAGAGUCCGGUCGCUUGGGAACGAGAGUCGAUGGAGAUUGAGACAGACCCGCUCGGUGGUCCACAGAGCCCGGCACAAAGCCACCACAGCCAGGGGAAGAAAAAGCGGGACGCAGAGGAGGACGAGGCCACACAGGAACCACCACAGGCUGAGGACGAGGAAUCCACGAGUGGGGUGGAUGAUGUGACCAUCUCCUGCUGUCUGUGCGGUCAGGACUUCAACUCGCGCCGCAGCAUCAGGCGCCACUGCCGCAAGAUGCACCAGACCAAACUGGAGGAGCUGCGGAAGUUCACGGAGACGCGGACCGUACCCACCAGCCUGCUGUCCAUGGUGAAAGGUCGGCCACGGGCUCGGCCUCGGAGCACGCCGGCCGGAAAGUCCUGCCACGUGUGCCACAAAGUCUUUGCCACCAAAACCAACGUGCGCCGACACUACGACGAGGUGCACCGCGGCCUGCGGCGGGACGCCAUCACCCCGACCAUCGCCUCCAGGCCCGGCCAGCCGCUCUCUGUGGAGGCCACGCCCCCCAGGAAGAGCAACGGCGCCUCGCCGCCAGGCGGGAGCAGCGGCAGCGCCACCAAAGCCAACCCUGUCAGCCAAAGCCGCGCCAAGCCACAGAGUCAACCGCCGCCUCCUCCGCAGGCCAACCAGGCGCCGAGUCGCUGCACGCUGUGCAAGAGGAACUACAGCUCCCAGCUGAUGUUGAAGCGACACAUGCGUAUCGUCCACAAGAUCUACAGCGUCAAAACCAACCGCUCAGCGACGGCGGCGUCUUCAUCGACGACGACCACCACAGCGGCUCCAAACAUCAGCAGCAGCAUGCAGCCUAGCAACAGUAUCCGGGUCAAAGAGGAAGUGGUGGAAGCCUCAGAGGAAGAGGACGACAUGGACAGCAGUCCGGCGCCGUCACCCGCCCUCAGCAUGGGGUCAGUCAAAGGUGCCGCUGUGGCCCCCGCCGCCCUGAAGGUGAAGGAAGAGGAAACUCCGUGGGUCCCAAAGGCGCCGGUGAGCGCGUCUGCCGGAAGCGCCGUCGCCAAACCCAAACUGUCGGUGGGCUUCGACUUCAAGCAGCUCUUCUGCAAGCUGUGCAAGCGGCAGUUCAGCUCUCGCCAGAACCUGUCCAAGCACAUCGAGCUGCACAUGGACGGCAACGACAUCUUCAUCAAGUUCUACCGCUGCCCGCUCUGCCGCUACGAGUCGCGCCGCAAGCGGGACGUCCUGCGCCACGUGACGGUGGUGCACAAGAAGUCCACCUCCUACCUGGCCAAGAUCAUGCCCAAGCUGGAGAGCAGGGCGGUGAAGCGGCUGGCGGAGGUCGUCCUCAACAGCACCAACCCCAAGAGAGUCUGCCCCGCCAAGGAGGAAGUGAAUGGACGCCCAACGUCUGUUCCCGCCACUUGUCUGUCCUCUCCUGUCACCCGUAAGCAGGACUACUCCGCCAGCACCGCCGCCUCCUCCUCGGCGCCGCCUCCCGCCCCAGCCCCCGCCCCAGCCCCCGCCCCAGCCCCAGCCCCCGCCUCCGCACGGAAGCAGCAGGAAGCGCCGUCGCCGUCCCCCGCUCCAUCGCCGCCCGUCACCCGUAAGCAAGACAAGCAGCAGCAGCCUCGGCCCAUCAGCCCCCCGAUGACCCGCCGCAGCGACAAGCACUCGCACCAGCGCAACUCCGCCGCCGCCUCCACAGCGCCGCACACUCGCCGCCACGACGCGGAGAGCUCCGCCUCCACCGAAGUCAAAGUGACCAAGAACUUCUCGCUGCACGCCUGCGACCAGUGCGGGCGCGCCUUCGCCAAGAAGGUGUACCUGGAGUCGCACAAGCGCAGCCACCGGAACGCGGUGGCGGCGGUGGCCGGCGUGAGGAAAGGAGUCAGCACGCGCUCCAAAUCGUUGGUGUGAGGAACAACACAGCGUGUAAGAAAUGACUUCUCUUCUUACCGCUUUUGUGACGCUCUCCGCUGCUCGCCAUUCACUCGGCACAAAGGAGCGUCAGUGUGUACUUGAGUUAGUGGCUUGAAAGGUGUGUGUGUGUGCGUGUGUGUGAAGAGCUGAGACGAGAAGCGGCAGCCAUUAAUCGACCGCCGCUCGUUUACCAGCUGUUUCCUUUUAUGUUCACCUGAAAUCUGCCUCUUUGUUUGAGUCCUCCCGCGUCUUUCACCCGCCCCCUCCCCCGCCGCUCGCAGUCCGCUGACGGACAAUGGACGCCGAAACUUUGCAAAGACGGGUGAAAAGUUAGCGGACAAACGCGGACGGAAACCACAAUGUGGAGUUUUAUUGCACGGGAGCCAAAUAUUGCAUCAAUUUGUUUCUUGAGCGAGGCCAGCGAUGACACAAACUGGCCACAAGAUGGCACUGUUGUGCGUAUUUCUAUUCACUUAAAGGUGAACCACUCUGAACACUCCGGUCCUUUAAAUCCCCCCAAAGUAUUUAUGACGACCAAAAUCAAGGAUUUUCUUUUUUUUAUUGUGUUGAAUGUCCUUUUGUCUACAGAUUUUUUUUUUUUUUUUUAACUUUCAGUCGGAUCACACAAAGUUGUGAUAAAUAUUCCUUUUCCAUGGGAGAAGCGUUUUGGUGGUCGCUGAACAACACUGGACGACAUGAAGUAACGUGUACAUAAUGUUCAAAGAGAAGAUGUCAUGGGACAAUAGCUGGAAAGUUUAUUUUUAUAUUUAACAUAAAGACUUAAGUUAGCGCAACAAGGGGCAAGAUGUGUAUGUUAAUAUUAGUUCCAAUAUAAUCUCUGUUUCAGUCAUGUUCUAUUUUGUGUGAGGAGAGAACAAAAACCUCAAAAGUACGCCAGGGAAUAUUUUCUUUAAUGUUGCAACAUUUCAGAAGAAUGUACAAAACACAUGAAA
Molecule: messenger RNA, 4118 nt
Organism: Nerophis lumbriciformis (worm pipefish)
Lineage: Eukaryota; Metazoa; Chordata; Actinopteri; Syngnathiformes; Syngnathidae
Product: zinc finger protein 800-like
Source: RefSeq, a predicted model, not a curated record